CCGCUCCUCGCGGAGCCGCAGUGUAGGGUGGGGGGACACGCGGCUCGGGCCGGGGUUGCUCCGGGGUCACGAUGUUGUGUAAGGGGCUGUCGGGGGGCCUCGCAGCCCGGGCCGCGGCUCUGCUGCCAGGGCGCGCGCGCCUGCGACGCCUCGGGGCUGGGCUCCGAGGGGUCAGCACCAGCUGGUCUCCGGUGGGUGCCGCCUUCAAUGUUAAGCCCCAGGGCCGCCGACUGGACCUGUUUGGAGAGCGCCGGGGUCUUUUUGGAGUUCCUGAGCUCAGCGCCCCAGAAGGCUUCCGCGUCGCGCAAGAAAACGCCCUCAGAAAGACAGACUUGCUGGUGGAGCGCGCGUGCUCUACGCCGCCGGGGCCCCAGACGGUGCUCCUCUUCGACGAGCUCUCGGACGCCUUGUGCCGGGUGGCGGACUUGGCUGAUUUUGUGAAAAUUGCUCACCCUGAACCAGCAUUCAGAGAGGCGGCGGAAGAAGCUUGUAGAAGUAUUGGCACCAUGGUAGAAAAGUUGAACACAAAUGUGGAAUUAUAUCAAAGUUUGCAGAAAUUACUAGCCGAUAAAAAGCUGAUGGACUCCCUUGAUCCAGAAACCAGGCGCGUGGCUGAACUCUUUAUGUUUGAUUUUGAAAUCAGUGGAAUCCAUCUAGACAAAGAAAAGCGCAAAAGAGCGGUGGACCUGAAUGUUAGAAUCUUGGACCUGAGCAGCACAUUUCUUGCGGGAGCCAACUUUCCCACCAAGAUAGAGAAGCAUCUCUUGCCAGAGCACAUCCACAAGCACUUUGUUCUUGCCGGGGAUCACAUCAUAGUUGACGGUCUGCAUGCGGAGGCACCAGAUGACUUGGUGCGAGAAGCUGCUUAUAAAAUUUUUCUUUACCCCAAUGCCAGUCAGCUGAGGUGUUUAGAGGAGCUGCUCAGCAACAGGGACCGCCUGGCUAAGCUGGUGGGGUACGCCACGUACUCACACCGAGCUCUCCAAGGGACAAUAGCCAAAAAUCCAGAGACUGUCAUGGAGUUCCUUGAGAAACUGUCUGACAAACUUUCGGAAAGAACUAUAAAAGAUUUCGAGAUGAUGCGAAGGAUGAAAAUGAAACUAAAUCCUCAAAAUUCUGAACUAAUGCCUUGGGAUGCCCCCUACUACAGUGGUGUGCUCCGUGCCGAAAGGUAUAACAUCGAGCCCAGUUUAUACUGCCCGUUCUUCUCCCUUGGAGCGUGCAUGGAAGGCCUGAAUGUUUUGUUUAACAGACUGUUCGGGAUUUCACUGUACGCGGAGCAGCCCGCCAAGGGAGAGGUGUGGUGUGAAGACGUUCGGAAGCUGGCUGUGGUGCACGAAUCCGAGGGACUGUUGGGGCACAUCUACUGCGAUUUUUUUCAGCGAGCAGGCAAGCCGCACCAGGAUUGCCACUUUACCAUCCGUGGCGGCAGGUUAAAGGAAGACGGGGACUAUCAGCUCCCAGUCGUGGUUCUCAUGCUGAGCCUCCCCCAGUCCUCGAGGAACUUACCGACUCUGCUAACGCCGGGCAUGAUGGAAAACCUCUUCCACGAGAUGGGCCACGCCAUGCACUCCAUGCUGGGGCGGACCCGUUACCAGCACAUCACGGGGACCAGGUGCCCCACCGAUUUUGCGGAGGUUCCUUCGAUCCUGAUGGAGUACUUCGCAAAUGACUACCGGGUGGUGAACCAGUUUGCCAGGCAUCACCAGACGGGGCAGUCGAUGCCCAAAAACAUGGUGUCUCGUCUCUGUGAAUCUAAGAAGGUCUGUGCCGCAGCCGACAUGCAGCUUCAGGUCUUCUACGCCGCACUGGACCAGGUCUACCACGGGCAGCACCCGCUGAGCAAGUCCACGACGGCCCUCCUCCAGGAGACCCAGGAGAGGCUUUACGGCCUGCCCUACGUCCCCAGCACGGCCUGGCAGCUGCGGUUCAGCCACCUCGUGGGCUACGGUGCCAAGUACUACUCUUACCUGAUGUCCAGGGCUGUGGCUUCCAUGGUGUGGAAGGAGUGUUUCCUCCAGGAUCCUUUCGACAGGGCGACGGGGGAGCGGUACCGGCGGGAGAUGCUGGCCCACGGCGGCGGCCGGGAGCCCAUGCUGCUGGUGCAAGGAAUGCUGCAGAAGCGUCCUUCUGUGGAUGACUUUGUGAGUGCCCUCGUCUCCGACUUGGACCCAGACUUCGAAACUUUCCUCAUGGAUUCCGAGUGACGGAAAUACCUCGAAUCUUCUAAAUCAGAGGCAUAUGGAUGUUAACUUUAUUGUAAAUGAUGCAGCUGUUAACACUUGUUUCUGAUUUCAGUGUUCACUUCUGUAAUAACUUCUGAAAAACCUUAAACGGAUGGAA
This is a messenger RNA of Pteronotus mesoamericanus, 2343 nucleotides long. RefSeq names its product mitochondrial intermediate peptidase (gene MIPEP). The coding region runs from base 72 to 2207 and encodes 711 amino acids. Gene Ontology annotation, molecular function: metalloendopeptidase activity. Gene Ontology annotation, cellular component: mitochondrion. Lineage: Eukaryota; Metazoa; Chordata; Mammalia; Chiroptera; Mormoopidae. The record is from RefSeq and is a predicted model, not a curated record. Gene Ontology annotation, biological process: peptide metabolic process. The transcript is spliced from 19 exons.